UUUUGACAUUUUUUUUUUUGGUGCAAAAUUUAAAUGGCGGCUAAAAAUUAACUUUUAUUUAUUAGUUAUAUACUUUGGAAUAUCACCACAAGAUGAAAAGGAUAUUAAGAAGAAAGAGUUGGUCCUGGUCUUCAAGACGUCAUGCCUUAAAAGGAAAGAACGAAAUCAAUCAAGAAUCCAUUGAUAGGGAAAAUGUGGAAAUCUUAUCAUCUUCAUCAACUACUACACCAUUAUCAUCAACUUCAACUCCAACAACUUCAAAUCCUCCUACUUUCACCUUACAUUCAAAUAAUGCCAUUUGUAACGUUGAUAUCUCCCCUUCUUCUUCCACUUCGAGUGAAGUCUCCUUAAUGGAAUCAGUCAAAAUUAAUGAUAAUUCGAAUUUUCUUCAUCCAUUAAAUACUAUGGAUUAUAAUCAUUCUUGUUUAAGUUUAAUUCCAGAUGAUACUGAAGAAAAUAUCAAAAUCCCUACCAUCUAUGAAUCCCUUAUUAAAAAUUCAAUUAUUAAUCCUUUAUAUACCGGUAUACCUGUCAAUAGAUUAGCUUUAUUUGAUAAAAGUGAUCAUUUAGCUUUCAAAUUCCAAUUAAAUAAUGAAUUAAAAUAUAUUGAACAGAAUUAUUAUUUUAGAUGGUUAGUAUGGUAUGAUAAAGAUAAUACGAAAAAGAAGAAUAUUCUUAGAUGUAUUGAAACUUUAAGAGAUUUAAAUGAAUUUUUACAUCAUGAUUAUAAUCAAUUAAUUUAUAAAUAUCAAUGUCAUCGAUUUUUUAUUACAAGAUAUGGAAUCAUUCCUAAUAGAAAUCAAGUACCAAAUGGUUAUACUCUUGAAUUAAAACUUACCAAAUCUAGCAAUGAAGAAAGUCCAAUCAGUAAUAAUGAUUACAAUGAAAAUGGAACUAUAUUAACCGAAAGUUCAAUUAAAUCAUUUAUAUGUCUUUUAUGUAAAGCAAUCUUUUCCAAUCAAAUUUAUAAUAGUUUAGAUGAUUUACAAAUUUCAGUAUGUGGAAUAAGUUAUAAAUCAUUACUUAAUUCAAUUCAAGUAUCAAUUUGGAUAUAUCCCUUUGAAAAUCAUAUUUAUAAUGAAGAAUUCUUAAUUGAUCAAAUUCAAAUUUUAAUUAAAAUUUUAAGAUUUAAUGUAUCAUCAAAUAAUUUUGAAUCAUUAUUUGAUAAAGUUUUACUUAUGAAUAAUAAUAAUAAUUCAACAAUAAUUUUAGAAUUUAUUUAG
Messenger RNA from Scheffersomyces coipomensis, 1223 nucleotides. RefSeq lists its product as uncharacterized. The transcript has a single exon. Bases 93 to 1223 code for a protein of 376 amino acids. Lineage: Eukaryota; Fungi; Ascomycota; Pichiomycetes; Serinales; Debaryomycetaceae. The record is from RefSeq and is a predicted model, not a curated record.